Coniosporium apollinis CBS 100218 is the source of this 4521-nucleotide messenger RNA. RefSeq lists its product as uncharacterized. NCBI's taxonomy places the organism in Eukaryota, Fungi, Ascomycota, Dothideomycetes. Bases 1 to 4521 code for a protein of 1506 amino acids. The transcript has 4 exons. Gene Ontology annotation, biological process: RNA export from nucleus; protein import into nucleus. Gene Ontology annotation, cellular component: nuclear pore. The record is from RefSeq and is a predicted model, not a curated record. Gene Ontology annotation, molecular function: structural constituent of nuclear pore; protein binding.
AUGGCUUUCAGCUUCGCAAAUGCCGCGGGAGCUGGGGGAGGCAUCGGUGCUGCGCAGAGGAAUGCCGGCCCUGAUCUAGAGGAGAUCCAGACAGAGCAACUGGGUUUCAUGGCACUGGCAGGCGAAAGCAAAGUGCGCCUCCUACCGACCCCUUGGCCUACAAAUGCGCUUCCCCCACCCACCUCGUCUCUGCUCAGCAUCGCGCAAACACGUGGACUCGUCGCCGCGGCCGGACCGGAUGCGCUCGUGAUAGCUGGCACAGAAACUGUUCGGAAGGCAUUUGGCGCAGAUGCGCCUGCAGAGAACAAUGUGAAACCCUUCAAGCCGGAGUUGACCGUACCGAAUCCGCGCAUAUCACAAGUGGCAUUCUCCUCCGAUGAGAACUUUCUCGUCAUCUCCGCGGAGAGCGGUGGCGGGCUUGCGAUCUAUGAGGUCGAGAAGCUAUUACAAGGCAACAAGGAGUCGUCAUUCCAGAUUGGUACCAAUGGAACCGCUGUUCGCGCGCUUGCGCCGAACCCUGCCCCGGAGAACGCGCAUUACAUGUCGAUCAUUCUGUCUAAUGGUCAAUUAUUGCUCGCCGAUCUUAAGGCGCGACAGCUGAUGAAGGGGCCGAACGGAGAGGUGCUCAAAACCGGCGUCAGCUGCGUAUCCUGGAGCAACAAAGGAAAACAACUUGUAGCGGGCCUGGGGGACGGCACUGCCUUUCAGAUGGACCCCCAAGGAGCUGGAAAGGCUGAGAUUCCUAGACCUCCGCAGAUUCAAGGCGAUCAGCAUGUUUCUUCAAUCACCUGGCUGGCGAACGACGACUUCAUCGUGGUGCACUAUCCCUCCUCCAUGUCCCAGGAUCAAACACCGGAACCGACAUUCCACCUUGUCCAUCGGGAGCCGAAAACGACAAACUACUCUUACUUCAAGUUGGUCGAUCCGUGUCCGCCUUUUGGCAUGGAGCGGUUACCGCCACACUACUUCAUCCAACGCUUACGGGAUUUCCCGCCCGCCCUCAACGACAUGCUGAUUGUAUCCAACACCGCUGCUGGCCAGAUCGGUCUCUUCACACGCUCAACAACCCCGUUGACCACUGAUGCGCCAGCGGACAAGAUCACGAACACCUACACCACUACCGGCAUUGCCAAUGACAACCGUCGCGCGGAGCUUCCAGUCAGUGACGAAAUGAUAGAUACUUCACCUAUCGGCAUGGCCUUGGACCUUUCCAGCAAGGAGAAGGUCCCACGGCCUAUCCCGAGCGAUGAAGAGAUUGACUACUCCCCGACACCUUUGCCUGCGCUUAUGGUACUUAAUCACGAGGGUGUUCUUUGCGCCUGGUGGGUACUAUACAACGACUCCAUACGGCAGAAAACGGGCUAUCCGGGCCUUGUUGCAGCCAGUGGAGGUCAACAGCCAGCAGCACAACCUCAGCCAACACCUUUCGCAAGCGCAGCGCCCACUCAGCAGCCGUCAGCUUUUGGGUCCACAUUCGCCAAACCUGCUGUUCCGGCUUUUGGCUCACCCGGCCUACCUGCGUCAAGCACGGGCAGCGCUUUCGGAGGGGCUUCAGCACUCGGCGGCAGCAAGUCGCCCUGGGCGCCUCAAGGUACAAGUACCACCACGCCACCAAUGGGCGGCUCUACGUUUGGCACACCGGCGUUCGGUGCACCGGCGUUUGGCAAGCCCGCCGCACCUGCGUUUGGAUCUACAACACCGUUUGGUUCCUCCGCCGGUGGCUUUGGUGCGGUGGGAGGCAUCGGACAGAAGAGCUCCCCUUGGGGCUCAUCUACGACGAGUGUCCAACAGCCCCAAAGCAAUGAGAAUGUCAAGCCGGCGCCGAAUCCGUUCAGCAGCGCACCUGCAUCUACACCUGAUUCUGGUUUUGCUAAGUUCAGCGGAGGCAAUACAGGUGCACUAGCGUCUCCAUUCUCUAGCUUUAGCGCUACAAACAACAACAACAAGCCAUCUGCGUCCCCCUUUGCAAGCUUCACACCGCAGAAACCGGGUCAGUCUGUAUUUGCUUCUACACCGUCAACCACGACACCCGGCGCAAGCUUCGGAGGCGGUUCCACCGUCGGUAGUGGACAGUCCAUAUUCGGUACGUCGGCGUUUGGCACUCCAUCGCAACCCACGACCUCGGUCUUCGGCAAGCCGUCCGUUCCCGCACAAACUCGGGAGUCUGAGAUGGGAGAUGCGGAUGAGCAGACCCCAAGCAUCCAGGCCCAAGAUCGUCCGGCCCAGCAGCCACAAACAGCCCCUGCCACGAAUGGCUUCAAGCUUGGAUCGACUUUCAAAGGUGACGGUACCGCAAAAGACGACCUACCGAAACCGGAUACCCCAAGUGGCAGUUCGUUCUUCGGCUCCGGAUUUGGCGGUGCGCUCAGCGAAAGUGCCAAGCCCGCAGUGCCAGCGACGCCCGUCAAGAAGGAGCCAGGGACAGACGAAGGUCCGAAGCUCCAGGAUAUCUCCACUACGCCCGACGCUGUACCGCGAUCUAUGUUUGGCCAGCCAUCGACUCAGCCUCCGCCCCAGCUCACGCCAGCCAAACUAGCUGAGACGCCGAAAGCUAAAGCGCCGUCUCCAGAGCCGCAAUCACCCGUCGCAGAACCAGAAGCCCCUAUGCCUCCAGAUCCGUCCCUUUUCAGAGCGAGGCAGAAAGAGUUGGAGCAGCAAACGGCGUCUAUACUGGGGCCAGCAAGGUCCAAAGAACCGGAGAAACAAUCGGCGCCUCUUUUCCAGUUCGCAGUACCGGAGGAGCCAGUAAAGCCAGCAGCGCCGUUAUUUGGCUUUCCCAAAGCCAAGGAGCCUCAGAAGGAAGAAGAUCUUCCACCGAUCGCUGGCAGUCCUCCGAUCAAAGUCGAGAAGCCCAGCUCCGAGUCUCCCUCGCCGUUACCUGAAAGUGUAGACAGUGAACUAGAGGAGGGCGAAGUUGAGGAAGCAGGUCAGGCAUUACCAGAAAGCGACGUAGAAGAAGACCAGGAGGAAGAAGGGGAAGAACAAGGAGUCCCUUCGCCACCGCCACCUGCCAUCCGCCAUACCCAACCCACUACAUGGAGUUUCCCACCGGCACAGGAGUCCAAAGCCCGCAGUCCUCCACACUCACCUGCCCGGCCCCCCGCCGCAGUUUCCAACACCCCUGCCGGCUUCCCUAAAGGCCCCACAUUCCAUCCUCCGACGAACCCCAAUAUCGACACCUCUCUCCGCUCGCCCAGCCCCAUCCGUUCAGCCUCAGCACCAGGUUUCCGUCCGGCUCGCCAGCCUCCUCUCACCGUCCCGGCAGCCAAGCCUAUCGCCCGCCAAGCGUCGCGGCCCUCAUCGCGCCUCGCUCAACCGCCGCAAGAACCCGAAUACACCCCCGAAGACCUCAGCGACGACGAAGACGCGCGCAUCCGCGAAGUCCUCGACUCCGACGUCCCGGCAACCACGACGCUCGAGCCUUUCAUCGCGCACCAAGACUACGCGGGCCGCGUCAGCAAGCCCGGCAUCCCCGGGCAGAUCGAGAAGGUCUACCGCGACAUCAACAGCAUGCUCGACACCUUGGGUCUAAACGCACGCUCCAUGAAGGCCUUCGUCAAGGGCCACAGGGAGCUGUACAAAGAGGAGGGCCGCAGCCGGGCGGACCUGGACCCCGACGACGACGAAGACGAGGAGUGGUGUCUCGUGGAGAUCGAGGACCUGAUGAACGUCGAGGAUGCGCUCGAGCAGCACCUCGACCAGGGCCGCGUCACCGAUGUGCGCGACAAGAAAGCCGAGAUCGCAAGGCUGGGGAAGGACCUCGUGCGCCUUAAGCAGCGCAGCACCGAUGUCAGGAAACAGGUCGACGCGCUCAGCGAUCCGGAGAAUGUCGCUGCGCAGCGCAGAAGGCCGCUCAGCGCCGAGCAGCAGGCGCAGCAGCAGACCCUGCGCGAGCGCUUCGCCGAGCUACUGAAGCGCCUCCGGGAGGCGGAGGAAGGCGUCACGCUGCUGCGCACCAAGCUAGCCUCGCUCCCCGGUGCGCGCUCCGCCAGGCCCGCCCCGACGGUCGAGGCGGUCACGAACACAAUAGCCAAGAUGACGGAUAUGAUCCAGCGCAAGAGCGCCGACCUCGAUGUCCUGGAGAUCCAGAUGCGGAAACUGGGGCUCGCUCCCAGCGGCAGUCUUGGAUCAUCGGUCUUGGGCCGAAGUCUUGUCAGCAACGGCACGCUUGACGGACGGAGGAGCAGAGACGCUGCCUUCUCGACGCCGCCGACGAGCAGCCGCGCGAGGCUUGCGGCGGAUGUGGAGAGUGCGGCUGCGACGCCUACGCCGGCUGCGAAGGCGGGGACAGGGAGGACGUAUGGGCUGUUCUAUACGCCGGAUACGAGUCCGACGCGUGAGGAGUUUGGGGCUUCGCCUGGCGAUGGUGUCGGUGGUGGGAAGGGAGCUGUGCAGGGCGUUAAGGGCGUCUCGGCGGAGGAGGUGCAGGCGUAUGCGGCGAAGAUUGCUGCGAGGAGGAAGCUGGUCGAGUGUGUGAGGAAGGAGAUUAGGGCGAGGGGCACCAGGGUCGUUGAGGGUUAG